GCGGCGGGGGUGCUGGGCUAAUGUUGGGGGCAAACUCAGGUCUUCAAGUGUUUUACCUUUUAUUUUGGUUUCAGUACAAUAGUGAAAUUCCUCUGCAACUGGUUUACUUGUUCGUAGUUGAGUUUAGAAGAUCCUACUCAGGCAACGAGAAUGGCAGACAAUGUUACAUUACUUGGACAAGAUCAUCAAAAUAAUAAUCCCAGCCCAAAUGUGAUGCAAAUGCUCCUCGAACGGUUUGAACGUCUUCCAGAAUUGGACAGAACAUUUUUUGCCUAUGGACCUUUCUACCUUGGGAUAAAUUCAGCAUUUGGUGGUUUAAUUGCCAACAGUUUCUUUCGGAGAGUCCUCAAUAUUGCACAGGCUCGUUUUACAUCUAGUUUGCCUAUGGCAGUCCUUCCAUUCCUGUCAACUGUAGCAGGGUAUAAUGCUGUUGUAUCAAAACCUUUGCUUUCAGGUGAUCUAAACUGUCCCACAUGUGCUCUAGUUAGAGGAGGAUUGGUGGCUUCUCUUGGUGGAGGCUUGUAUCCUAUUCUCUUGGCCUUGCCUAUAAAUGCUGGACUUGCAACAAGGUACAAUACAAGCCCAAUGCCAGAAAAAGGAAAUAUAAUAAGAUUCUGGAUUGCUGUUUGUCAGCCGGUUAUGAGGAAAUUAAGCUUUGUGAUAAUCCUUCAAGCUCUCUUUGGAGUCUACCUAAGUUCCAAGCACUAUGCAAUUUACCUGAAGAUGCUCAAACUUCCUCCAUCCCACAACGAUUCUGAACAUUAAAGGAAAAAAAUAUUUAACUUCUUGAA
Molecule: messenger RNA, 791 nt
Organism: Pristis pectinata (smalltooth sawfish)
Lineage: Eukaryota; Metazoa; Chordata; Chondrichthyes; Rhinopristiformes; Pristidae
Gene: tmem126a
Product: transmembrane protein 126A
Exons: 5
Coding region: 151-765 (204 amino acids)
Biological process (GO): mitochondrial respiratory chain complex I assembly
Cellular component (GO): mitochondrion
Source: RefSeq, a predicted model, not a curated record